Gastrolobium bilobum is the source of this 1141-nucleotide messenger RNA. RefSeq names its product protein LIFEGUARD 4-like. The record is from RefSeq and is a predicted model, not a curated record. The transcript has 4 exons. NCBI's taxonomy places the organism in Eukaryota, Viridiplantae, Streptophyta, Magnoliopsida, Fabales, Fabaceae. Bases 185 to 937 code for a protein of 250 amino acids. Gene Ontology annotation, cellular component: membrane.
UCGAGACGAGACGAGACAAGAGAGUGUUGGGUACGAAGGCCAACAGCCCAAUACCCUAUAUAGAUGUUUACCUUUUCCUUGCUUUAAGGCUAAGAAUCUGCUUUUAUGAGGACGCUAUGAAUAAAAUGAACGUUAAUGUGAUGAGUCCUGAGUGAGGGGUUUGUGUUAUGUUAACUGUUAAGCUAUGUGUAAAGGUUGCGUAGGGAACAUGUUUCGGAAAAGAGAUGUCGAGAGUGGUGGUGGAGGAGGUGGAGACAGGAUCCUCUAUCCCAUGAUGCUUGAGAACCCUCAACUACGUUGGUCCUUCAUACGCAAGGUAUACUCCAUCAUCGCCUUCCAGUUGCUACUCACCAUCGCCGUCGCCUCCGUCGUUGUCUUUGUUCACCCCAUCGCUCAUUUCUUUGUUGGCUCCACCCAAGGCUUGGUUCUCUUCAUCAUCCUCAUCAUUGCCCCCUUUAUAACUUUAUGUCCCCUUUACUAUUAUCACCAGAAACACCCUCUCAAUUACUUCCUCCUCUUUAUUUUCACCGUUACUUUAGCUUUCGCUGUUGGAUUGACUUGUGCCUUUACUAGCGGGAAAGUUAUUCUGGAAUCUGUCAUAUUGACUACAGUGGUGGUGUUAAGCCUUACACUCUACACAUUUUGGGCCGCAAGGAGAGGCCAUGAUUUUAGCUUUUUGGGUCCCUUCUUGUUCGGAGCCGUGCUAGUUCUUUUGGUUUUUGCCCUGAUUCAGAUUCUCUUUCCACUUGGUAAGUUGUCAAUGAUGAUCUAUGGGUGCCUGGCAUCAAUUAUAUUUUGUGGCUACAUCAUUUAUGAUACAGACAACCUCAUCAAGAGGUUCUCCUACGAUGAGUACAUCUGGGCAUCUGUCUCCUUGUAUCUAGACAUCAUCAACCUCUUCCUUUCUCUGCUUACUGUUUUUAGAGCUACUAACUGAGGAGUUAAUUGCAGCAGCAUAUAUUUCCUUGCCUUAGACAUAUUUUAGUUUUUCUUUUUUUUCUUUUUUCUAGGAACCAGGUUGUUUUAUGAAAAAAUAAUUAUUAUCAAGUUAUCUAUUAACAUUUCACUGUGAUCGUGACGCUGAUAGUAAAUAGUUGGUUAAACAAUGGAAUUUUGCAUAUUACUGUAAAUACAUUUACCA